AUGUUUGGUCGAUUCUUGCUCUCAUUGCUAGUCGUUUAUGUAUGCAGUGAGGACUGUCCCGAUCAAUGGUCUCAGUACAAAGAUCACUGUUACUGGCCCUCAACAUCAAGUGCAUAUAGCUGGAAAGCUGCAGAGCGUGUAUGUGAGAGUCUUGGUGGAUAUCUGACAGAAAUAGAGGAUCAUGAUGAGAAUGAUUUCAUUGCUCGAAUGACGUUUGGUGCAGGUACUUGGUUCUUUAUGGGUAUUGUUCGAGAAGAACAAUCUAGUGGAUAUGUUACUGCAAGCAAUAGUGACGAAGUGGAAUAUAGCAACUGGCUAGAAAUUGAAAACAAUGAACCAGGUGGGCCAAGAUGCACAAGAAUGGGCUAUCUUGGUUACUGGGAUUCAUACUCUUGUGACGAAAAACAGUAUUUCAUUUGCGAGAGUGAUGAAUAUAUAGGCAGCAGUUCUUUUGGAACAUGGUUGUCAAAAACCAAUUUAUUCAGAUAUGAAGAUCAUUACUACAGAACUGUUGGCAAAAAGGCAACAUAUGCCGAAGCUCAGAAAAUGUGUAAAAGAGCUGGUGCGUAUCUUGUUGAACCCAACGACGAAGGUGAAAAUGUCUAUGUGCAUGACAAGAUGCACGAAGUAUUUCAUGGUCAUUGGCGAUAUAUUGGAGGAUCGGAUACCAAACAGGAAGGAUAUUUCGUAUGGAGUGACAACCGUGCUUUAACCUUUGAGAAUUGGUGGCCGGGAGAACCUAAUAAUAAAUAUAAUGAGGACUGCAUGGAAAUGAGAUAUUGGGGAAAGUGGAAUGACGUGGAUUGUUAUCAUAACAACCGAUAUAUCUGUGAAAAAGCAAUCGAAGAAAAAGACCCGACACAUGCUGAAGUCGGAACAAAUGCACAUGUCACAACAGAGGCUGAAGUUGGAACAAAUGUACAAGUCACAACAGAGUCUUUGGUUGAAAAAAAUACACAAGUCACAACAGAGGCUAAAAUUGAAACAAAUACAAAAGUCACAACAGAGUCUAAAGACGAUACAACUGUACCAUUCACAUACGCUUGGAAAGAAACGACGACCUCAUAUUUCUAUAACUAGUUAUUAUUCAAGUAAUUCAUUCCUUCUUUCCAAUCCAACAGUUACUGCAACGCAACAUGUUAUCUAUUUAAUCAAAUAUAACCUAAAAACAUUUUUCAAUAAAACAGUGCAAUGUUCACAGUUUAAAAGUACUUGAAUGUACACAUGACAGUAUCGUAGUUAACUAUUGGCCUGAUCAGAACUAUCCCGGAUAGUGUCCUAUUUUGUUGUCCGAACUGAUUUAUUUUAACAUGGUGCAGAUUUUUAAGAAUUUAUUAAAUAACAAAAUGCAAUUGAUGUUUCCACAA
Mytilus trossulus (common blue mussel) is the source of this 1367-nucleotide messenger RNA. RefSeq names its product C-type mannose receptor 2-like. Gene Ontology annotation, molecular function: signaling receptor activity. The coding region runs from base 1 to 1080 and encodes 359 amino acids. NCBI's taxonomy places the organism in Eukaryota, Metazoa, Mollusca, Bivalvia, Mytilida, Mytilidae. The record is from RefSeq and is a predicted model, not a curated record. The transcript has 8 exons.